Messenger RNA from Coprinopsis cinerea okayama7#130, 2229 nucleotides. RefSeq names its product translation initiation factor eif-2b. The record is from RefSeq and is a predicted model, not a curated record. Gene Ontology annotation, cellular component: eukaryotic translation initiation factor 2B complex. The coding region runs from base 13 to 2229 and encodes 738 amino acids. NCBI's taxonomy places the organism in Eukaryota, Fungi, Basidiomycota, Agaricomycetes, Agaricales, Psathyrellaceae. The transcript is spliced from 10 exons. Gene Ontology annotation, biological process: biosynthetic process. Gene Ontology annotation, molecular function: translation initiation factor binding; translation initiation factor activity; guanyl-nucleotide exchange factor activity.
CUUGCGCUCAUCAUGGCCUCCAAAUCGUCUGGAAAGGACAAGCUGCUCGACGAGCAAGACGAAAUCUUGCAGGCUGUCGUGCUUGCAGACAGCUGGAACAGGCGCUUCCGUCCUCUGACAACGAACAAACCACGAUGUCUCCUCCCCAUCUGCAAUGCCCCUCUACUCGACUGGACCUUCGAAAGUCUGUCUCUGGCAGGCGUACAAGAAGUUUUUGUUCUCUGCCGCUCCCACUCUGGGCAAGUAAAAAAAGCAAUCAGGGAAUCCAAAUGGUCAAAACCGGGCUCAGGAAUGAAGAUCGUGCCCGUUAUGACGGCGAAGGAGACCUUCUCUGCUGGCGACGCGAUGCGCGAUAUCUAUACCCGCGGAUUGGUGACCAGCGAUUUCGUCCUCGUCUCUGGGGAUUUGGUGAGCAAUAUCCGGAUCGACGAAGUCGUCAAGGCGCAUAAGGAGCGGAGAAGGACGAAUAAAGACGCGAUCAUGACCAUGGUGGUUAAAGAGGCGUCUGUUGAACAUCGAACCAGGUCGCAAGGAGAAUCUGCGGUCUUUGUCGUUGAUCCUUCCAACUAUGAGUGUCUGCACUAUGAAUCCGUCCUUGGGCAUCCGCGCAAAACGGUUGUCGACGUUCCGAGGGAAGUCCUUGCUUCGCGUAAGGAGGUGGAGAUCCGCUACGACUUGAUUGAUUGCUGUAUCGAUGUUUGCUCGGUCGAGGUUCCCUCGCUGUUCCAAGACAACUUUGAUUAUCUUGAUAUUCGAAGGGACUUUGUUCAUGGGGUGUUGACGUCUGAUUUAUUGAUGAAGAGCAUACACUUGUACGUUGCGCAGGACGGAUAUGCCGCGCGUGUACGGGAUACCAAGAGUUACGAGUCCAUUAGCAAGGAUAUCCUUUCGCGAUGGACAUUCCCUCUAGUCCCCGAUGAUAACUACCCAGGUUCGACACGAUACGAGCACACUCGCGGAAACCGCUAUCUGGCCAAAGACAAAUCACCCAUUCUCGCUCGCACAUGUAAAAUCGGUAUCAACACCCUCAUUGGCGCUUCAACAGAAAUCAGUGAUAAUGUCGAAAUCAAGUCUUCCGUCAUCGGUCCCAACUGCGUCAUCGGCCCCAACACCAUUAUCGAAAACUCUUACAUCUUCCAAGGAACGACCAUUGGCGCCGAUUGUCGAAUAACGAAGAGCAUUGUUGGCGUCAAUGCAGAUAUCAAGGAUGGGAGUGUGAUUGAGAAAGGAGGGGUGGUUGGGGAUCAGGUUGUGCUGGGACCGAAUGCAAAGCUAAGUCCGUUUGAAAGGGUGUCAAUUCCUUGGAAGAAGUUGAAGGAAGAGGCCAAGGCCGACGGGGUUAAGAGUGAUAGGAGCGAGGGUGACAGUGAGGAUGAGGAGGACAGUUUGUCAGACGAAGAGGACGAAGAUUCCGAUAUCGAAGAGGUCGAAGCUGCCCAAGAUUCUUUGGACAAGUCAAAACUGGGUCCGGCAUCCAACGCGAUCCUGUGGCCUGAUACACCACCCGAGGACGAAGAUAGCGAUGAUGAGGAUAAUGUUGAAAACUACACCAACCAGCGGUUCAUGCGCAUGGCCGAUGAUAUCCGGUUCUCAGACGACUUUGACGACACUGGAGAUGCAGCAAAGGCCCUUCGAUCACCCUCAACCACAUCUCUUACCAGUGGAGUCCGCGAUGCUGAGAAGGAAUUCCGUUCGGAAGUCGUGCAGUCUUUGGAAAGAGCUUUCGUCGAAAACCAUUCGUUGGACAAUGCUGCUGUCGAGUUGAAGACCCUGCGUAUGGCAUCCAACGUCCCGCUUUCUCGGGUCAAGGAAGUUGUUAUUGCGACCCUGGUGGAAAGGAUUCCUCUGGUCGAAGAGGGUGGCAUUGCCCAGCGCAAAGAGAUUCAUACCGUCCUCGGACGAUGGGGCCAACUUAUUAAUAGAAUUGGGGGUGUCGAUCCUGUUGAGACCCUCGUUAUGCUUCAGCGACAUUGCAUUGGUUCUCCUCGACUGUCGCUAUUCGGUCAGAUCUUGGCAGCCCUGUAUCAACACGAUGUCGUGGAAGAAGAGGACCUCAUCGCAUGGCAUCGCACGCCCGGUGCCAAGGGCGAGGAUGCAAACCCCGGUCCCGAGCAAGACAAUCUAAAGAAGACCUGGCUUGUGGGCGGCCAGUUGAUUGUUCAGCUGGCUGAACAAGACAGCGAGGACGACAGCGACGAGGAUGACGACGACGAAGAGUCUGACGACUAA